Molecule: messenger RNA, 1658 nt
Organism: Guyanagaster necrorhizus
Lineage: Eukaryota; Fungi; Basidiomycota; Agaricomycetes; Agaricales; Physalacriaceae
Product: FAD/NAD(P)-binding domain-containing protein
Exons: 11
Coding region: 222-1583 (453 amino acids)
Molecular function (GO): FAD binding; monooxygenase activity
Source: RefSeq, a predicted model, not a curated record
AUCUCCUUGCUUCUUUCUCCCUCUCGCCUUCUCUCUCGCUUGCCAGAUACACGCUCACUACCUCCCCUUUGUAUCUCAAUCGUCCUGCAAGCAUCUGAGGACCCCCCCCCUCCCCCCGAACCAUUCCUCGUCGUUUACGCGCCUCACCGACCCUGUCCAGUAUUUGUACGGAAAUUCUCUCUCCAAUACCACUUUGACACGUUAGCCUCAUCCCUUCAAGCAUGCGUCAAGCGCCUUUGGCCGCCAACAUCGCCAUCGUGGGCGGCAGUAUCAGUGGACUCGGAUGCGCAUACGCUCUGGGUCGAAGUGGCCACUCCGUACACGUCUUUGAGAAAUGCCCUCAACGUCACUCCCAUUCUGCUGGUAUCCGAGUUCCCCCAAAUAUGCAAAAGUUGUUCGUUGAAUGGGGAAUAGAGAAGGAGCUUGAGAAUGCAUCCGUGGCGCGAAGAAGUGAUAUGUAUGGAAUGGCGGACGACGAAUAUCAGGGGUUUCUGCUAUGGCAAGCAGACGUGUUAAGAGAAGCGGGAGGCGAAUUCUCCACCAUGAGCUGGGAUGAGCUGUACGAGUCAUUGACGGCUCUUGCGCUAUCGGUCGGCGCAAAAAUCACGUAUGGUGCUAACGUUGUUUCGGUGCAUCCCGAUGCGAGCAAGAAACCGGUGUUAGAAUUUGCGGACAGGACGACAUAUACAUCAGAUGUCGUCGUGGCCGCCGACGGAAGUAAAAGCAGACUGAGAGAGGUCGUUGAUAGGCAUAUGCAUAUGCCUGAAAGGUACCACAAUCGUGUGGACAUAGCCGUAUACUCAAUUAUCGUUCCUGUGGAGAAGCUGGAGCGUGAUCCCGACUUUAAGAAGCGGCUAGAUGCUGUACGGGGGCGAUUCACUGUGUGGAUGGGUGAUAGAAAGUGGCUCGUCGGAUACCCUGUGAAGAAGAGUACAGAGUACUCUAUCCAUGCCUAUUUUUAUGGCGAAGAUGUUGAAGACUUUGAUGGCUGGGGCUGUACCGUGCCAACAAGCAGCAUUGAUUUUACUGGAUGCCAUAAGAUGUUCUCGCGAAUAUUCUCAGAGUCUCCAACGGCGCUGAAAUCCAAGUACAUUGAUACUCACGUUGAGGAUUGGGUCGACAGGUCGGGACGAAUAGUACUAGUAGGGGAAGCAGCGCAUCCUAUGCAGCCGUGUUGUAUUCAUAGUGCAAGUCUCGUUAUGGAGGACGCGGUAGUCUUAGGCACACUGUUCGAGCGACUAGCACAUCGGGACCAGAUAUCUCAAUUGCUCGAGGCAUUCUGGGAAUUACGGCAAAACCGGUGUCACAUCGUUCACACGUCUGAAUUGGCCACGUCGACGGCGUUGUCGUUACCGCCGGGGGAAGACCGGGAGGCAAGAGACGCCAGCUUUCGCCUAUCAUCAGUGGAGGAAACAUGGGAUGAAGAGAAGGUUUUGGAGCAGUGGGACGUAAUAGCAGCGGUGUUUGGAUAUCACGCCCGGGAGUCAGCAGAAGAUUGGUGGAUCAAGUGGGGAAAGCUUGAUCGGCGGGCGGCAAUGGUACCGAUGAACUUGCCAGUGACGCUGGAGAUAAAGCAUGAAUAGCCGUGUGUUGUUUCAUUCGCAGUUCCGAGGUGAAGACAUGACAAUACUAUAAACACUGUUACAGAAUAAGGAAAG